This is a messenger RNA of Dreissena polymorpha, 3648 nucleotides long. Its product is annotated as solute carrier family 23 member 2-like. Gene Ontology annotation, cellular component: membrane. NCBI's taxonomy places the organism in Eukaryota, Metazoa, Mollusca, Bivalvia, Myida, Dreissenidae. Gene Ontology annotation, molecular function: transmembrane transporter activity. The record is from RefSeq and is a predicted model, not a curated record. Gene Ontology annotation, biological process: transmembrane transport. The coding region runs from base 127 to 1872 and encodes 581 amino acids. The transcript has 13 exons.
CACAAAUUGAAAUAAAUGGAUUACCAAUAUAUUUUUUUCCUAAUGAUAAUGACAUUUAUUGAACCAGUGUCUGUUCAUUUAUGGUGGUAUUAUUUAUUCUGCAUGUGAUGAAAGAACGCUUCACAAAUGGAUACGGAAAUAGAGGUGAUCUCAAUGGAGGACGAGAAAUUGCAUACGCGCGAAAACGGAUGCGUCGACUCGAACCACCAUCCGGUGCGGUCAAAAGCGGAAGACGAACCCGGAGUCGGCGACGAGUGUCCUCUUAUUUAUAAGAUCAGUGAUCGACCGCCAGCUCACCUGAUUUUCUUCUUUGGUUUUCAGCAAGCUGUGAUCUCUAUCGCGCACCAGCUAGUCGUCUCUCUGCUGGUGGCGGAAGUCGUCUGCGCGUCCAAUGACAGCGCCCUAAAUGCGCGUCUUCUCAGCUCCACCCUCUUUAUGACGGGCUUUACCACGUUGCUAAUGGUUACCAUCGGCUCAAGAUUGCCCCUGUUUCAAGGGGCCGCGAUAGAAUACCUCUCCCCUUUACUAAUGCUGGGGGCAGUAGACUCAACAUUCUGCGCUACUGAUACUAAACACGCAUGCGUGAAUUCGGCCAAUCAGGCAGUGAUGAACGCGAGUUUAUCCAACACAACUGCGCUUAUGACGUCACUGUUUAAUGUUACGUCAAUAUCGGAUUACGAGCGGUCGAUAAAUGCGAUUACGUCGCUCCAAGGCUCCUUAAUGGUGGCCGGUGCCCUGCACACGUUCGUAGGGUUCACGGGGCUCGUAGGGGUCAUGCUGCGGUUCGUAGGGCCCAUGACUAUCAUACCGGCCGUCCUGCUGAUCGGGCUCUACAUGAUCAAGGGCACCGCGAAAUUCGUCUUCGUCAACUGGAUCGUCGCUGUCAUUACGGCCAGUGUGACCAUGUUUCUGUCGCUGUACCUGGGUCGGAAAAAGACCCCUAUUCCCAGCUGGUCCCGCGCCAAGGGCUUCCAUAUCGUCUGGUACCCGCUUCACCAAGUAUUUUCCAUUUUGAUCGGUAUGAUCGUGGGCACAGUGGUGUGUGCGUUCUUCACUGCGUACAACGUGGUCCCUAACGACCCCUGCAACCCUCACUUCCGGACGCGAACGGACGCACGAAUCGAGGCCCUGGAGAAAGCAGACUGGUUCACAUUUCCAUACCCCGGUCAGUUUGGCGCCAUUUCAUUCAGCUCGAACGCUCUGGUGGGCUGCCUUCUCGCUACUGUGCUCUCCAUCCUGGACUCCGUUGACAACUACUUUGCGUGCACGACGACCGUCGCCUCCCGCUGGGUGUUCGUCAUGGUAGGCGUCAUCUACAUGGCCAUCGGGCUGCUAGGCAAGCUGUCGGCACUGUUCAUCAUGAUCCCGGAACCCGUCCUAGGUGGCGCUCUGCUCUCCAUUACCGGCGUCUUCAUAGGUGUAAUACUCUCGAACCUCACCGAGAUUUCAUUGCACAGCACGCGCAAUUUGGCGAUUCUCGGUCUUUCCCUGACGGUGGGCAUUAUGGUCCCUCACUUUGUGGAGACCAAUCCGGACAUCAUCAAAACAGAUAACGUUGCUCUGAGUAACUUUCUGAAGAUGUUUUUCGGCAAUGCCAACUUCGCUGGAGCGCUGUGUGCUUUUAUUCUGGACAACACUGUACCAGGGACCAAAAAAGAGCGAGGCAUUCUCGCGUGGAGCAGUGUUAAAUCGGGUGCCAGCAUAACCAAGAAGUAUUCCGAGGGCUACGAACUAUACAAUCCAUGGAUGCCGUCAGAGAUGAGAAAAUCAAGAUGGCUGAAAUUCAUUCCUUUCCUUCCAGAACCGGAAACGGACCUGACGUCAUUGGAAGUGAAUAACAAAAUAGAACACGAGCAAAUGGAAUUUUUGUGAUGUGGAUUUAAAUACUGCUUUGCAAUAAUUGCAUUUGCCAUAGCAUUGCCUAGAUAUGUUGGUUUUUAUGCCGUAAGAAAUGGUUGCAUAGUAAAUAUGUUUUCAGUAUACUGAAGUAUUACUUGCAUUAAGUGUGACGAUUGGGUUGAUAUUUACUGUCUCUAGUAUACUCUAACCAAUAUUGAAAACACAUAAGAUGGUGUCUAUUAAAUGUAUUGGAUGGAAACACGUGUAUCAAAUUAUUAAUCUACCGUGUCAUCACAUCAACAAAGUGUGAAAAAACUGUAUGGAAGACAAGCACUCGUUAACAAGUCUAAGUUUUUCCCAUGCUAUAUACAUCUCACACCAAAAUUAAUUGUUUGUUAAUACAAAACAUACCAGAAUCCCAUAAUUCUUUUAAUAAAAGAAUUUUAAGAACUGUGAAACAACGUUUGUUUUUAGCUCACCUGAUUACAACGUACUCAUGGUGAGCUUUUGUGAUCGCCUUUUGUCCGUCGUCCGUUGUCCGUCGUGCGUCGUGCGUUGUCUGUUGUGCGACGUCAACAUAUGCCUUGUUCACUCUCUAGAGGCCACAUUUAUUGUCAAAUCUUCAGGAAAUUUGGUCAGAAGAUUGGUUUCAAUGAUAUCUUGGAUGAGUUCGAAAAUGGUUACGUUUGCUUGAAAAACAUGGCUGCCAUUGGACGGGGCAUUUUUCGUUAUAUGGCUAUGUAUGGCUAUAGUAAAAUCUUGUUAACACUCUAGAGGCCACAUAUAUUGUCUGAUCUUCAUGAAACUUGGUCAGAAGAUUCAUCCCAAUAAUAUCUUGAAUGAGUUCGAAAAUAAUUAUGUUUGCUUGAUAACAAUGGCUUCCAAUGGGCGGGGCAUUUUUCCUUAUAUGGCUUUAGUAAAAUCUUGUUAACACUCUAGAGGCCACAUUUACUGUCCGAUCUUCAUGAAACUUGGUCAGAAGAUUUAUCCCGAUAAUAUCUUGGAUGAGUUCAAAAAUGACGCCGGUUGGUUGAAAAACAUGGCUGCCAGGGGGCGGGGCAUUUUUCCUUAUAUGGCUUUAGUAAAACCUUGUUAACACUCUAGAGGCCACUUUUAUUUUCCGAUCUUCGUGAAACUUGGUCAGAAGAUUUGUCCCAAAAAUAUCUUGUUAUCUCAGGUGAGCGACUUUGAGCCUUUCAGGCCCUCUGGUUUGCGUAUACAUUUGAAAUACUUUUUAUUGUUUCUCAAAUACUUCGGAUUUGUGUGUGUUGAAAAUGUACCUUUUUCGGGAAACAAUUUUUAGCUCGGCUGUUUUCGUAGAAAACUUGAGGUAUUGUCAUAGCCAGCUCGUCGUGUCGUGUCGUCCGCCGGCGUCGUGCUAAAACUUUGACAUUUGCUCCAAAAUCAAAGUGCUUCCACCUACACCUUUGAAACUUCAUGCACCCACAGCCGAGCGUUGGCACCCGUUAUGCGUUGCUCUUGUUUAUAUUUAUUUGCAUACAUUCAUACAUAUAACAGCACUUAUAACAUGACUUACGUUUAAGGAGUGAAAUAACGUAACGCUCAAUUUUGUUUAUUACACGGGUGUUAUUACACUAGUUAUAUAACUGUGAAAUGACGUCAUUUUUGUGACGAAAUGACGUCAUUUUUCCAGUGAAUUUCUUCAGUUACACUCUUUUACAAUGUGAAUACAAAGGUGAAAAGAGCAUAAAAUAAAGAAAAAAAUGUUGGUCGUGUUAUAAAUAGUAUCUUAGAUUCGUGGUCAUUUUGUAUUGAAUUUAUUAAACUCGUUAUCUUAAUAAAGAUAUG